This is a messenger RNA of Bombus terrestris (buff-tailed bumblebee), 5900 nucleotides long. It is a transcript of the gene hts, whose product is annotated as protein hu-li tai shao. The record is from RefSeq and is a predicted model, not a curated record. Gene Ontology annotation, cellular component: cytoskeleton; postsynaptic density; plasma membrane. Gene Ontology annotation, molecular function: actin filament binding. NCBI's taxonomy places the organism in Eukaryota, Metazoa, Arthropoda, Insecta, Hymenoptera, Apidae. The transcript is spliced from 13 exons. The coding region runs from base 773 to 5434 and encodes 1553 amino acids.
AAUUAGUUGGAGGAAAAAAGCAGGAAUGCGGGGCAGUGUAGAGACGAAGACGAAAUAUUCACACUUGAUAACCAAGUUUUAAUACAUCGUUUAGGAGAAUCGACCUCUGUACACAAUCGAAAGGGGGCCAAGUAUGAGUAUUCUGACUGACAUAAAUACAUGUUAUAUAAUAUAAAUAAAUUAUAAAAGCAUAGGUUAAAAAGUAGGCUGGUUGGAAAAGUAAAUACAGAAGGAGAAAAGGAGAUAUAAAGCUCGAAGUGGUUGUAACGAAAGUGGUGAACAGAAGAUAUAGGUGGAAGUGGAAGUGGAAGUGGUGGUGGUAGGAAUAGUAGUGGUGGUAGUAGGAGCGAAGUAGGUAGGAGGAGGCUUGGGGAAGGUUUGCCAGCCGCCGGAAGAGCAUCGACGGCGACGGGGGCGGGGAAGCUGUCCACCGAACGGAACGACCGCUCGGUGAUACGAACAGCGAGUCGAACGGUUCCCCAAACGAAUACGGAUAUAUCGAUCAUUGACGAUAGUUGCCGAUUUUGCGCUAGUCGGUAUUCAACGGCAGGGGUGGAAGGAGGUGGAGGUGGCGGAGGAGGUGGCGGCGGUGGUGGUGGCGGCGGUGGAGGAGGUGGUGGCGGCGGCGGCGGUAGCAGUGACAGUGGUAGUGUCGUAGCUAGUGGUAGUGGCGGUGAUAGUGAUAGCGACAGUGAUUAAAAAUACGAAAAAGCAAACAAACGACGAGUAAAAAGAAUAUAAUUUAGAAAAGAAAGGACAGUAAUUAGCAAGAAUGGCAGACACAAGUCAGCAACAACCGUUGACUGAACCACAUACGAAUGGGGUAAUGGACGGUUUGACAGAAGAAGAGAAGAGUAAAAUGCGGCCUGCAGACAUUGAUGCGGAUAUGAGGGAGAUGGAAAGAAGGAAGAGAGUUGAAAUGAUGAUGAAUUCUCGAAUUUUUCGCGAAGAAUUAGAACGAAUUAUUGAGACACAAAUGAAAGAUGGUGCUGGACCAUCAGGUCUACUACAGCAAAUCUCUGAUAUGAUGGGUGCACAAGGUGCUCGGUUUAAUGCAAAUGUUUUUAAAACUUCUAAUUGUGUAUUACCUAUCAACGAUAUACGCGGUGUCGAAAGUAUGGGUUAUGCAAAGGGAGAGAAACUAUUGCGUUGCAAAUUGGCAGCAGUAUUUAGACUGCUUGAUCUCUAUGGUUGGACUCAAGGUGUUGGUGGACAAAUUACAGCACGCUUAAAUCAAGAUCAAGAACACUUUUUAGUUAAUCCGUAUGGUCUGUUGUAUCAUGAAGUUACUGCUUCAAGCUUGAUUAAAGUUGAUAUGCAAGGAACGGUCGUGGAACAAGGGACGACCAAUUUUGGUGUUCAUGUGGCAGGGUUUCAAUUGCAUUCAACAAUUCACGCUGCUAGACCCGAUAUAAAAUGCAUUGUUCAUAUUACCACUCCGUCCGUUACUGCUAUCUCGUCAUUAAAGUGCGGAUUACUGCCAAUUGGACAAGAAAGUAUAGUAAUAGGAGAGGUAAGCACGCAUCAGUAUGUAGGUGGAUUUUUUGAACCAGAAGAAAAAGAGAAGAUAGCAAGAAAUCUUGGACCGAUGAAUAAAGUUAUGCUUUUAACGAAUCGCGGUGCUCUCUGCUGCGGAGAAACUGUCGAAGAAGCCUUCUUCAAUGUUUACAAUACGGUCCUAGCUUGCGAGACCCAGUUAAAACUAAUGCCUGCUGGUUUGGAUAAUUUAAAUCUUAUUUCCGAAGAGUCUAAGAAAGCUAUAUUCGAAGCCUCGAGAAAACCACCCACACCGCAACAAACGGCUCAAAUCACCGAAACCACUGCUCUUGCUGAGAAACUCGAAAAGCGUUGGCGAAUUGGUGGAACUGAAUUUGAGGCACUUAUGCGAAUGCUCGAUAAUGCAGGUUUCCGAACCGGCUAUAUAUACAGAAAUCCACUAGUAAAAGGAGAACCUCCGCGGCCUCGGAACGAUGUAGAAGUACCACCGGCAGUCUCAUCUUUGGGAUAUUUACUCGAAGAAGAAGAACUUUAUAAACAGGGGCUCUGGAAAGGUGGCCGUAAAGGCACGGAUAGGUCACGUUGGUUAAAUUCGCCCAAUGUAUACCAAAAGGUCGAAAUACUUGAAACAGGAACACCCGAUCCGAAGAAAAUUACAAAGUGGGUGUCAGACGGAUCUCCGACGCAUAGCAGUACACCGGUGAAGAUCGACAGUGCCCUUCAAUUUGUACCGAAAAAUACCAAUCCAAAGGAAUUUAAACAAUUACAACAACAGAUAAAGGAUUACCGUAGGGCGGAUAAGAUAUCAGCUGGACCACAAUCCCACAUAUUAGAAGGAGUUACAUGGGAAGAAGCUAAAAAAAUGCAGGAUGCCACUAUUAGCGGAACAGGAGAACAAGUAGUGUUGGUAGGGGCAGCCAGUAAAGGUAUCAUACAAAGAGGGUUUCAACACAACGCAAUGGUUUACAAGACACCGUAUGCCAAAAAUCCUUUCGAUGCUGUUACUGAUCAAGAACUCGAUCAGUAUAAGAGAGAAGUUGAACGCAAACAAAAAGGAGAUAUCUAUGAUGAAUCGCAAUCAGAAUCGGAAGCAUUGUCAUCAUUCAAUGUUAGUCGAGCAACACACGAAUCAAGCACUGCCAAAAGUCCAAUUCAAUCGCCGGUAUCUGUAACUUCGGAAACAGAAGAAGAGAGCAGAGAUGAACCCCGAGUACUACGGAUAGAAACGAAACAAGUGCCUGCACCAAGUCAACCUGAAGUUGUAUUGAGCGACGAUCUUGGUUCACCGAGCAGGUUCUGCAGUCAAUGCAAAAACAAAUGUGAGAACAAGAUUGAAAAUGAUGCCUGCAUUAUUAGCAAACAUCUUCAUUAUCCAGUUGCUGAACUAUAUCGAUACGAACCACGUUUAGAAAUUGUCCGAGGUGACAUAAUCGCAGAGCGGUUAGUAACUAAGUUAAUCGACUACCGUCCUUGUCCUCCAGUUAUAUUAACUGGUGAGCAAGUAAAUUGCUCGGGUGACACGAAAUACAAUGGUCUUGAACAAGUUCCAAAUUCGGUUUACUUUGAAGACAAAAAAACAAAAGAAGAAUCGAUCAAGAAAAGAAAAUCUAAAGUUCGUAGAUCAUUGGAAAUGAAAAAUAACGUAAAUUCAUUGAAUGUUCCGUCUUCUAACGAAAAAAUGAAAGAAAAAGAUAGAAAUGAUAAAACGAAUUUGAAGUCGAUCGAUACAAGCUCUAUGGAACAGAUUACCCAAAUAGUAAGCUGUAUUGAUUCAAACAUACAGCCAACGAAAACAAGAUUAAUCGCUUUAUCUUCUCCUGAACUUAAAAUCUCAAAGAAAUAUAGUUUAGAUCCGUCCGAUAUGAGUUUAAUAUACAGUUUGACACCAUGUAUGAAUUCAGAAAAUGAUCACGAAAAUAUCGAUAAAACGAUGAUAGACAAAUCGUCGAAGUUAUCAACAUUUACAUUUGAACCCAAUAAUAACUUGGAGCAGAAUUGCUUUUUGCAAUCAAAAGAGGAGAAAAGUCCCAAAAACGAACAACAACGAUGGGGAGAAAAGGACUGCGUAGACGAUAAAACUGAUAAUUAUAUUUGGUUCAAUUCGUUAUCCGACAAUGAAAAGUCUGAGCUUUCUAACGAUAAUAAGACUAUAAAUAACGAUAUAUGUUUUGAUAAUGGACAAGUUGAAAUUUGUUCGAACGAAGGAUCUGAUAUAUCGGAACUAUUCGCUGACACGCCUUUAGAAUUGCUGGAAACUACCGGUGAAUAUUUUCGAAAUGACAUAAGCAAUAUAGCGAAUGAAAUUAUCGCGGAACUUAAUGGAAAUGACACGUAUAUGAUCAUUUACUGUCUAGUAAAUGAAAUUUUUCAGAAAGUUUAUGAUACUCUCUCGAGUAUAGAGUUAAAUGAUCGAUCUAGUUCGCCGUUAUCAACCAUUUCUUGGCAAUUCUCAACUCCAAAAUUAUGUUCGAACGUAAAAGAUGAUAAACACACGCCGAAGGAAAUCGAUAAGACUCAGACCAAUCAAACUACACCUGUUAUAGUUAUACAUGAAGUUAUUCACCAUGUGAUCGAUGCAUGCGAUGAAAUUAAGAAAGCAAAAACCUAUGCAAAUAUAGAGCUGAGAGAAAAGGGGAACAAUGAUACUGUUAACAAUGACGAAGAAAACAUCGGACAGCAGAAGGAUUUGACAACGAUGAUAAACAGUGACAAAUUAAAAAAAGCAUCUGAUCGAAAUACACAAGUUGCACCGACUGUUACCACUUUUGAAAAUCUGGUUUUACACGAGAAGAAUGAUCAGUCUGCUGAAACAGCGACAGAAGCAGAUGACAUGACGGAAGCAGCAGUUUUCGAAUUUCAUACGCUAGUGAAGGCGAAGCCAACAAAUACUGAUAAAAAGGAAUUUGAAUUGAACUUCCGAAUAGAGAGAAAUUUUGGUGUUGAGAGCAGCGUUGAAAAUAAAAAAUCGCAUAGGCAAAAUAUGGAAGAAGUUGAGCCCGGUCUAUCUGAAAGUGUAGAGAAACUCGCUGAGAUAGAUUGGAAUAUACAUUCAGAUGUUGAAAAUAAGAGAUCUCAUAAAAAAGAUAAGGAAGAAGUUAAACUCAGCCUAUCUGAAAGUUUAGAGAAGCUUGCUGAGGUGGGUUCGAAUAUAGAUUCGGAUAAUUUACCCGAAAUUGAUACAAGGGAAGAAGAAUUAACAAAACUAUCAGAGACUUCUAAGACUGUAGAGCUGAAAGAAAAAGAAGACAGUAAUACUAGUAACAAUGAGAAAGAGGAAAUCGGACAGCAGGUGGAUAAUUUGACAACAAUGAUAAACAGCGAUGAAUCAAAAAAAGUUCCUGAUCAAAGUAUGGGAGUUACAUCGAUUUCUUUUGAGAAUUUGGCUUUAGACGAGGAGAAUAAUCAAUCUAUUGAAACAGAAGCAGACGCAAUUUUCGAGUUUCGUACAAUAGUGAAAGCGAGGCCAAUAAAUACUGAUAAAGAAGCAGUUGAAUUGAACUUCCGAAUAGAGAGAAGUUUUGAUGUUGAGAACAGUGUUGAAAAUAAAACAUCGCAUAGACAAAAUAAGGAAGAAGUUGAGCAUGAAAGUUUAGAGAAACUCGUUGAAAUGGAUUGCAAUGUAGGUUCGUAUGAUUUGUUCGAAAUUGAGAAAAGAAGAAGAGAACCAAUGACACUAUCAGAGACUACUAAAGCUGUAGAAGCGUGCGUUGAUUGUAUUUAUUGUAUGAAUUCCUGUCCUAUGGAUUACAAUCAAGAAUAUUCUCCGUUGUCGACCAUAGGUGAAGAAGAAUCAGACGAGAAGAUCGUGGAUUUAAACGCAGAAAUUGGAGGAAAACGACUUAAUGAUACUUAUACAUUUUAUGAUUCCGACGAAAUCGUAAAUGACAAAGAAUUAUCUAGUCAUAACUUAGAAAAUAACAAUAACGCAUUCCUUUAAAAUGAUCUCAUCAAACGAUCAACCAUCAUCCUUUUCAGAAAUUCAUCCCCUCAAAGAUGUAACACUUGCUUCAGUGGAGUUUCUUUAAGUUAAUAACUUGAGAAAACCAAUAGUAGAACCAUCAUCGUAGAAUUUAGUUCCUAGGAUUAUUUAAAGAAUACUUUUUCAAAUAUCCACAAAAAUAUUCCUUUUCUGUUGCUGCAAACCAAAGAAAUUUUUUUAUUUAUCAAAGGUAUAAAACGAUAUGUUAAUUUGUAUUUUAUUUUUACACAGUGCUCGUUUUGUUUAUUGUUUAUAUCUAGUGUUUGCAAUUGUAUUAUGCACAUUGUUCGUGUCCUGAUAUUGCAUACUUUGUCUUUUUAGUUUUUCUUUCUUUAUUUAUUUAUUUUUUCUUUUAUUUGUAUCGUACAUGUUUUGUAUGCGAAACAUAUUAAGAUUAUGAAAUAAAUAAUUUUCUUAAAAGUAA